CCUUAAAGCCUUGCCCGAAAAUCUUGUACAGUGGACCCUUAAAAAGCCCGACACCAUAUAAAUAUUUUUUUGAGGUUAUGCCGGUGUCAAAAACACUCAACUCAAAACAAUCAAACUAAUUUAAUAUAAACAAGUAAGAAAAAGAAAGCCAACUGAUAUAGUAUAAAUAUAUUAUUUUUUAUUUUUUUUUAAAAUCAUAUAUUAAAAAACAAAUAAUGGAGGAAGCUCUUCAUUGUCCACCAACUUCAAAAUUAUCAUUCCAAGAACAAAUUUAUAAUGUCCAACUUUCACCUUUUGAAUGGUCUCAAAAUCUAAUAUGUAUUGCAUUUAGUGAAGAAAUUGCAGUUGGGACUGUCAAAUUUCAAGAUGAAGAUGAGACACUAGAAGAAAUUGUUUACACUCCAAUUAGAACUUUUCAUCAUGACACACGUGUUCAUGCGAUUAGCUGGAGUCCAGAAACAUCACUUAGUGUCGUGCCAAAAAUUUUAGCUUUCUGUGUUGCUGGUGCUGACUUCAAAAUUCGUCUUUACAACAGUGACCUCAACGAUACAAAUACACUUGAGAUUCUUGGUGAACAUAAAGAUUACAUCAACGACAUAUCCUAUGAGUCUGAAGGUGAACUUCUUGCUUCAGUAUCAGAUGAUCACAGCUGCAAGUUGUGGACAAUAAAAGAUGAAAAAAAAUGUCUGUCAACAUUUUCUUUAACUUCACCUGGCAUGAGUGUUUGUUGGCACAGUGAGGAAUCUGGAAAAUUACUUGUUGCUGAAAAAAAUGGUUUGAUUCAUAUGUACAAUAUUCGUAGUCAUCAGGCGAUAAUGUCUCUUGACGCUGGAAUUGUUCCACUGUCAUCUGCUGAUUGGUCACCAAAUUCAUUAAAUGUCGCUUGUCUUGCUGCUGGUGAACUUAUAUUUUGGGACGUAUCAAGACCAAGUAGACCACUUGAUUCUCGUACUUUAUAUGUCGAGGGUGGCACUGUUCUUAAAUUUUUAUCAUCAAACGAAUAUCUCAUUGCAACAAUUGGACGACCUGAUAACAUCUUGAAAGUCACUAAUUUAAGAACAAAAAAAGUUGUGUUGUCAGCUGAUUUGCAAUUAUAUGGUGGACUUAGUUGGCAUCAUAAAUUGCCAUAUGUUUGUGCUGGAAAUGAUCGAGAAAUUCACUUUUGGAGAAUAAAAUCAAAGUAAACAAAAAAAAUCAAAAAAACCACAUAUGUAUAUUUCAUAAAUACAUAUAAAAAAAGAAAAAAAAAAUAAAGUGUAUUUUUAUAUCAGUGUUAUUUCACAGACACUUAAUUCUUCUUUUACUAAUCUUAAUUUUCGUUUUAAAAUAAAUUAAUUGGAUUC
Molecule: messenger RNA, 1343 nt
Organism: Aphidius gifuensis
Lineage: Eukaryota; Metazoa; Arthropoda; Insecta; Hymenoptera; Braconidae
Gene: Nup37
Product: nucleoporin Nup37
Exons: 3
Coding region: 216-1184 (322 amino acids)
Cellular component (GO): nuclear pore outer ring
Molecular function (GO): protein binding
Source: RefSeq, a predicted model, not a curated record